This is a messenger RNA of Exophiala bonariae, 666 nucleotides long. RefSeq lists its product as uncharacterized. The record is from RefSeq and is a predicted model, not a curated record. The coding region runs from base 1 to 666 and encodes 221 amino acids. Lineage: Eukaryota; Fungi; Ascomycota; Eurotiomycetes; Chaetothyriales; Herpotrichiellaceae. The transcript has a single exon.
AUGGGCGAACAAACGGACUUUAUGUCCAAAUUCAUCACAGCGCAUCGGGUACCUGAAGACGCUCGAAAACACUUCGCUUCAGUGGAAUGGACCAACGCCUACCUCGUCGAUCCCCUCUACAAGGCCAUUCCCACAUUCUCACGAGUCCUCAAGGAAUCUGGCGAAGACUAUUUCUUUUCUCGAACCAUCAGCUCCCCAUCCACCAUUCCCCACCUAGUGACCCUUCAAUUGAAAGACUACAAGCUCCCGCCAGAGAGUGCAAAAGGACAAUUAAAAGGCAAACAGGAUCCCAAAGAGAUCACACCCGUGCCCGAGCAUCCUGACUGUAUCAUGUUACUCGCAUUGGGUCGGCCAGGUCUCGAUGGUCAUCCGAACGUAAUCCAUGGAGGUAUGGCAUCGGCCAUCCUCGACGAGACCAUGGGCUUGUGUGUCAUGCUGCAUCAUCAACAUAUAUCCGGCCCCCGGGAUUCUCUCUUCACCGUCAACUUGAAUGUCACAUUUCGCCGACCUGUACCCACGCCAGGGGAUGUCUUUGUGAGGACCUGGCUACUGGGCAGAGAGGGUCGCAAGUGGAUGUCGCGUGGCCAGAUAUGCGACAAAGACGGCCAGGUACUGACAGAGGCAGAAGGAACCUGGGUGUUGGCUAAGAGGGAAGGAAAGCUAUAA